AUGAUCACAAAUGCAUCUGACUUUACUAGACGGAAAGAAGAGGAGCCCUUACCCUCAGAAUCAUUAGGUGCAAUUUUACCGUCCCUGGAGCUAGCGAGAGAAAUGGCAGGAAAAGGAAAAUUAUUGGGCACGUUUUCCCUUGCUCCUUUCUCGCCACCUCACCAGGUACUGGAUAAGGAAAGACCAUGUGCUACUUGCUCACGUUUCACACCAGCAGACAAUAAUGCUUCACCCAGCAGCAGUGUUGCCCGUGAACCCAGGCAUUCAGAAGGUCAGGAAGCAUCUGAGGAAAGAGAGAAAAACACGGUCAGCAUUUCAGGUUACUACGAUAUCAUCAGAAAUAUUGAUGAGAUGGAGAUGGAGAACAUUAUUAUUGGAUUCAAGAUUAAGCAUGCAAUUGUUGCACCCAGCUCCUCACAGCAGUCUCUGAACCCUGGACGCAGCACUUGGCGGCAACUCUCCUAUGGUCUGGGUCCUGGCACCAGUUCCUUAGGCCUGGUCAAAACACCCGGUGAAAAUCCCCAAGGCCUGGGCCUGGCUGGCAGUAACACUACAGCGACUUUCCCGGAGGCUCACCUCCUGGCUGUAAUCCCGGACACCUGGGCCCAGCCCUCGGUGACAAUUCCCGUAAAUAAUGCCUGUGAUCCAGGAGUCUGUGCCAAACAAAUGUGGAUUGAUGCGACUAAGAUUAAAAAUGAGCUGUGUCUGACCUUCACUGAUAAUGGGAAUGGAAUGACUCCAAUUAAACUACACAAAAUGCUAAGCUUUGGCUUCACGAACAAAACAGGAAAUAAAAACCACUUGCCAAUUGGUGUUUAUGGAAAUGGAUUUAAAUCCGGCUCAAUGAGGUUGGGAAAAGAUGCUCUUGUCUUCACCAAGAAUGGCGGAGCUUUAAGCGUAGGCCUCCUAUCGCAGACGUACCUGGAACAGAUUAACGCCCAAGCGGUCAUCAUCCCUAUUGUGCCUUUCAACCAGCAGAAUAAGAACCUCAUAGUUACUGAAGACUCAGUGCCAAGUCUGGAGGCCAUCUUGAAGUAUUCUAUCUUCAACUCAGAGAAGGAAUUGCUUGCAGAAUUUGAUGCAAUCUUCAGUAAAAAAGGAACUCGAAUUAUUAUUUGGAAUAUCAGAAGAAACAAGGAUGGGAAACCAGAACUGGAUUUUGAAACAGACCCAUUAGACAUCCGGAUCCCAGAUAUCAACAGUGAAGAUGGUGCAGGAAAAACGAAGAAAUACAGACGACCGGAGAGGCAGGAUCAGCACAUUCCUGAAAGUGACUACUCACUAAGGGCAUAUUGUAGCAUUUUGUACCUGAAGCCUCGCAUCCAGAUCAUCCUGUGUAAGAAGAAAGUCAAAGCACAGCUUAUCACAAAGAGCCUGGCUCACAUUGAAUAUGACGUUUACAAACCUAAUUUUAAUAAUAAACGUGUUAAAAUAACUUUUGGUUUUAACUGUAAAAACAAAGAGCAGUUUGGAAUAAUGAUGUACAACAAAAAUCGGCUUAUUAAAUCCUAUGAGAAGGUUGGAUGCCAGACAAAGUCAACCAGCAGAGGAUGUGGAGUUGGUGUAAUUGGAAUUAUUGAGUGCAAUUUUCUCAAGCCAGCACAUAAUAAACAAGAUUUUGAGUACACUAAAGAAUACAGAACGAAAGUAAUGGAAGAGGUUGUCACCUUCAAUGGAAUUGAUUUCUGUUGGAUUCUUACAAAUUUAGAAUUCUCUUUUUUAUUUUCUGGUUGAACUUGUGACUGAUGUUUCAAGCCCUUCUCUGGAGAGGUUGAAAUCAUUAAAAGUGAUGAAGUUGUGAAUGA
Messenger RNA from Rhincodon typus (whale shark), 1805 nucleotides. Its product is annotated as MORC family CW-type zinc finger protein 4-like. The record is from RefSeq and is a predicted model, not a curated record. The coding region runs from base 1 to 1734 and encodes 577 amino acids. Gene Ontology annotation, cellular component: nucleus; nucleoplasm. The transcript is spliced from 11 exons. NCBI's taxonomy places the organism in Eukaryota, Metazoa, Chordata, Chondrichthyes, Orectolobiformes, Rhincodontidae. Gene Ontology annotation, molecular function: ATP hydrolysis activity.